Molecule: messenger RNA, 3457 nt
Organism: Petromyzon marinus (sea lamprey)
Lineage: Eukaryota; Metazoa; Chordata; Hyperoartia; Petromyzontiformes; Petromyzontidae
Product: endothelin-converting enzyme 2
Biological process (GO): peptide hormone processing
Cellular component (GO): plasma membrane
Molecular function (GO): metalloendopeptidase activity
Source: RefSeq, a predicted model, not a curated record
CAGAAGCGAGCAGCGGCAACAACAGCGGCAACAACAGCAGCAGCAGCAACAGCAGCAGCAGCAACAGCAGCGAGCAGCAGCAACAGCAGCAGCAUCAGGAAGCCAGCAACAGCAGCAGGCGGCUGUGGCGAUUUCGGCGGCGCUCCGGGACCCCCGCCCGCCACGAACACCCCUCCGCCGCUGUGGUGGUGGUAGUAGUGGUGGUAGUGGUGGUGGUGGUAGUAGUGGUAGUAGUAGUAGUGGUGGUAGUGGUAGUAGUGGUGGUGGUGGUGGCCACAACCCCCGUGGCGAGAUGAGCACUCACGCCCUGCGCGCCAUCAACAACAACAUGUCAAAUUACAAGCGCACAAGCUUCGACGAUGAGGAGGGGACCGACGUGGUGAUAGAGGAAGGUGUGGCCGACCACCCUCCACAGGUGCGCUUUGGGUACAGCCGCCUGACAGGAUGGGCUCCCGGCCUGCUGAGGAGACGAACUCGUCUGGAGCUGCUGCUGCUCACGCUCACGCCCGUCAUGGCUGUUGCCCUUGCGUCCUGUCUCAUCUUCAUCACCAUCACCAGCAACGACCCGUCGCGUUCAGUGUGCCUGUCCGAGUCGUGCGUGGGGGUGGCGGCGCGCAUCCUCGCCUCCAUGGACCGUUCCGUGAGCCCGUGCCAGGACUUCUUCACGUACGCGUGCGGCGGGUGGGCUCGCAGGAACCCCCUGCCGGAGGGCCGCUCGCGCUGGAACACCUUCAACAACCUGUGGGAGCAGAACCAGGGGGUGAUGCGCGGACUGCUCGAGAACAGCACGGCAAACGUGAGCUCGAGCGAGGCGGAGCGGAAGGCUCACCGCUACUACCAGUCCUGCAUGAACGAGGCCCACAUCGAGGAGCUGGGCGCCCAGCCCCUCGUCGACCUCAUCGACAAGGUUGGCGGCUGGAACGUGACCGGCGCUUGGGACAAGGAUUCCUUCCAGGAUGUGCUCCAGUUGGUGUCGGCGAUGGUGCGCGCCACGCCCUUCUUCUCCGUCUACGUGGGGCCCGACUCCAAGAACUCCAACUCCAAUGUCAUCCAGGUGGACCAACCAAACCUUGGCUUGCCGUCUCGUGAUUACUACCUCAACAAGACGGCCAACGAGAAGGUGCUGACGGCGUACCUGGGCUACAUGGUGGAGGUGUGCGUGCUGCUGGGCGGGGAGCCCAACGCGACGCGGGCGCUCCUGGAGCGCGUGCUCCACCUGGAGACGGAGAUCGCGAACCUGACGACGCCGCAGGAGGAGCGGCGCGACGAGGAGGACAUCUACCACAAGAUGAGCAUCGCGCAGCUGCAGGAGCUGGCACCCGCUGUGGAGUGGCUGCCGUUCCUGAACGCCGUGUUCCACCCGCUGGUGCUCAACGGCACGGAGCCCGUGGUGGUGUACGCCACCGACUACUUGCGCAAGGUUUCCCAGCUCCUCAGCGGCGCCGACAAAACGCUGCUCAACACCUACAUGGUGUGGAGCCUCGCCAAGAGGAUGGCCUCCAACCUCGACCAGCGCUUUGAGGACGCCGAGCAGAAGUACCUGGAGGUCAUCUACGGUACCAAGAAGUCGUGCACGCCACGCUGGCAGGACUGCAUGGAGGACACGGACAACACGCUGGGGUUUGCGCUCGGUGCCAUGUUCGUGCGCGCCACCUUCGACCAGAGCAGCAAAUCCGUGGCCGAGGGCAUGAUCACGGAGAUCCGCUCGGCGUUCGAGGCCGGGCUCGGCAAGCUCACGUGGAUGGACCCCGAAACGAUCGAGGCGGCCAAAGAGAAGGCGGAUGCCAUAUACGACAUGAUCGGCUUCCCGGAUUUCAUCCUGAAGCCAGAGGAGCUGGACAAGGUGUUCACGCAGUAUGAGGUUGUAGAGGAAGAUUACUUCCAAAACGUUCUCAACUACUACAACUUCUCUUCGCGCAUGUCAUCAGAGCAGCUCCGCAAGCCGCCCAGCCGUGACCAGUGGAGCAUGACGCCGCCCACCGUUAACGCCUACUACUCCCCCUCCAAGAACGAGAUUGUCUUCCCCGCGGGGAUUCUGCAAGCGCCGUUCUACGCCCGCAACUACCCCAAGUCACUGAACUUUGGUGGGAUCGGCGUGGUGAUGGGGCACGAGCUGACGCACGCGUUCGAUGACCAAGGCCGUGAGUACGACAAGGACGGGAACCUGCGGCCCUGGUGGAAGAACUCGUCGGUAGAGGCGUUCAAGCGGCAGACGGCGUGCAUGCGCGAGCAGUACGCCGCCUACGCCCUCUCCGGGGAGCACCUCAACGGCAAGCAGACGCUCGGGGAGAACAUCGCCGACAACGGCGGCCUCAAGGCGGCCUACAACGCGUACGAGGCGUGGGUGAGCCACGCGGGGGAGGAGCCGCCCCUCCCUGCCCUUGACCUCUCCAGCCGACAGCUCUUCUUCGUGGGCUUCGCCCAGGUGUGGUGCUCGGUGCGCACGGUGGAGAGCACGCACGAGGGGCUCGUCACGGACCCGCACAGCCCCGCGCAGUACCGCGUCAUCGGCACCGUCGCCAACUCCCCCGAGUUCGCGCAGCACUUCAACUGCCCCCCCGACACGCCCAUGAACCCCGCGAAGAAGUGCGAGGUCUGGUGAGGAGGAGGGAUGAGGAGCGGGAGGAGCGGGAGGAGCGGGAGGAGCGUGGAGGAGCGUGGAGCCACGUGCACAGCGCGCCGCUGUGGGUGGGUCGGCGCCUGCAGGGACGUGCGUGCGUGCGCGCGCGCGUGCGCGUUGCUUGCGAUUGCGUGAGACUGGCCGCUGGUAGACUGGAGCAUGUGGUACGGCACGUGGCCACGUGCGUAGCCACGGCCGUAGCGAGCGGUAUACUUGAUGUGGCGUGCCGGGUCCGUAGAUAUAUUUCGGGUCGCCGACUUCCGACAGAACCGGCUGACAUUUGAAAUUAAGCCCUGGAGAUGUCCCUCUGAGAUCAGCGUUUGACUCUACAGAACUGUGUGCCUGCGUGCAUGUGAGUGUGCGCGCGUGUGCGUGUCUACUACACUGGACGCUGUCUCGUCCGAGGCGGCGCAACCCCCGGGCCAGUAGAGACGCCGGUGGCAGUGGUCGCUUCGUACGUACGUACGUACGUGUGCGCGUGCGUGUGGCUUGUUUUAUUUUGGCAGUCAUCGCAAGUAACAACCAAAAGUGAACACCUUCACUGGAGUCGCCUUAAAUCGGAGGGACGGGCCGAAGGGCAAAGCCGUGUGACGAGGUGUCGCUGCGCGGUGACACGCGGUGACACGCAGACGCGUCAUCCAGUGCCAACCGGCAAAGUACCCGCUCGCUCGCUCACCUGCCCACCGGUCCUGCCUGUCUUGCAAGCGGCCCCGCGAAGGCGCUGCCGGUGGGGGGGGGGGGGGUGGCCUUCUCACGGCGGUGCGAACUUGCUCGCGGAGAUGGGGAACGACAUCCAGCUCGCUCGUGAAUCGCACGCGUGCGCACACACACACACAA